AGCAAAGGCAGAUAAUAGAACAGUCCAUCAACCCUCCGGUGGCAAUUUCAUGACGCACAGCGUUCGAUCUGAGCACCGACCUUUUGUCCACACAUAGGGACCGCACGCGAAAGGGAAAUGGAAAUAAUGUCUGCCAUCGUCUAUCAGCACUCCAUCAAUCUCGAGCUCACCAUAGAGGCAUGCCCUCGACGGGUAUCAAGGCACUUUUCACAACCAUCCGUUCAACCACGAGAAGAGUACGACUUGGUUAAGGACUCCGAUUACUCAGGAAAGAUCGGGGCCUUGCUGCAUGGAAGUUUCAUGAACAAAGCGAAAACAACAACGGUGUCUCAAAUUCUACAGCACGGGCCAAAAGCCAGUCGCUAUUACGACCCAGAUCCUCAGGUAUAAAGAGUUACAAAAGAGCAUCCGCAGCAAAAGAAACGGAUAUAGAGAAAAGUGAAUCUGGCUUGCAUUUCAUGAAGCUGGGUUUUCAAAGGACUAUUACUCAGAACUUUUGGGCAAUCUUUUCGAAGCGAAGCCUCAGAAGCAGGUAGAACCAGUCAUCGACCAAGAAAAUCAUCAUCUUUAGCGUUACCAAUUUCGUGCCCCGGCAGACUUCAAUACCUUUCCGCGGGAGAAACCACACGAAGACAAUCUCAUGUCGUUGGCAGAACAGCGUUCGACUCAGGGUAUCGUUCAGGAGCUCAUGGAGGAGAUCAGAGCUGGUUCUUCCAGAAACUCUCCCACGUCAUCCACCUCGACCAUCGAGUACAUUGGCCAAGUACGUGUAACAGCAGGCUCUGGCCACAGGCGGAUACAUUCCACUCCCGGAGCAUCAGCGAGCUCGGAGGUUGAUGUCCGUGCGAGGACACUGAGUGAUGGGGCAUUCGCAAAGACGACUAAUAUGUUGGAUGGGGGCAGUGCGAAUCCGAGAGGCAGAAUAAGAGAAGCAGUGACAGCGCCAACAUCGCCUGUGAUGAAUAAACCCAAGCUUACUUCAACGUCAGUCCCAGGACCAAAGGAGAAAGUUGAAGCCGGAACAGCAUCAGCGGCCGAGACGAAUGAUCCAAAACAGAGCUCAAGCUCAUCCCUUCCGCCGUCUAAAAUUCCCCUCGCUUUUCCUUCCACUCAGUCAGCUCAACACGAGCCAAGCGCUUCACAUCCUCAGGCGGAGACGUCCCCAACCACUCCCGAAUUGCGUAUCAUCAAGUCGUCUGUCCCUCCACCCUGUUCCCUGCCGUCGUCACCUCCGCUCUCUCCAACAAAUUUGAGUUCAGGUGAUAUGCACCCUUUCCCUGUGGUCGCGGAUAUUGAAAAAAACGUCUCACCGUCAAAAAAGCGGAGUGGAAAUCUUCCUACACCUAGCACGAGAGAAAAGGGUAAGGGGAGUGAGAUAGGUGAAAGACCAGGCGAAGGCAGAGCGCAGACAAUGAGGAGGGGUUUCAUCGGGCCUGGUGGUGUUAUGCACAAGAUCGCUUCAAGUCAGUCUCUCAACAAGGUUCGAACGGCCCUACCCUUUACCAGAAACGUAGAAGCCGAACGUUCCAGUCCGGCCAUCUUGUCUUCAAAGGCCUUCUCCCCAACUACGCAGGUUCAAACAUCUUCUUCACUCAACAUUCCCAACCAAGCUACCUUCCUCCGUCCCGCCCCCCCUCCACCGCGUACCCCCUCAUACCGGCAGCCUCGCCAACCAGCCUUUGCGCGUCCUUCAACUCGCAUAUCUUCACCUUCUCCAAGUCCAUCACCUCACAAAUCCCUUUCGCCUGGUGCAAAUUUUGCACCCCGCCAAAGUCGACCUAGAAAAGGCAUGUCUAGUCAGUUGCCGAGGAUGGGGCUGCCGGAGGAGGAUGUUGAGAUGAUCGAAAUACCGAGAUUUAAGAAGAGAGAGUUGAAUUUGGGUAUCGUGCGGAAACAUCCUGGGAAGCAGAGGGCAGCGUGGCUGGCCUUAGGCGGAUUAUGGGUUGUGAAUGGGCUGUUGAGUCUGUUCUUUGACAUGAACGUAAUUUAUAUACUUGUACAAUGUUCUAUACACCCAUCAUUUGAUACCAACAAUACCAAGCUAUGGCAAUUUGCGGCCGCUGCGUACGCAAUCUUGUGGGCUCUCUCAACGAUUGUGGUCUGGUUGGGCUGGGAGUUGGGGUAUGAAUUUUGGAGGCGUUGGAGAUUGGAACGCCCAGCCAUAGAGCCUAUCUACCUUUCGCUGCCAGCAUCUUUACAUCUUUCCCUGAAGUCUUACGACCACUUCAUAUUUUUGCUUCAUAUCCGCACGUCAGCCUUUGGUACUGCAUACGCCAAAGACAUCAUCCCAGAAACAUGUCAUGCCCUUAUCCAACUCCUUCCCGGGCUUAUACCCCUUCUUCCCCGAGCAGCUAUUGCUGUCGUCAUGUUGAUAAGCUUCUGGAAGCCAAGUGCCGACGUACAAGCGCCAUAUGGAGGUCCCGUUGACAGGACGGCCGAUCGGGAUCCAAAUUUCUUUAGAAGUGACGCUCCCGGAGAGUUGACAAAUUACUCUAAAGGUGUUCUACUCACUUUUACAAUGUACAUUGCUUUCAGACUCUUGGUUGUUAUCGCUUCUGCGAUUGGUUUAUGGGUAUCAUCCGCUAGACCUCUUGGUGGAUUCAUCGGGAAGCGUUUCCAACGCAGAUCUCCGGUCGGCCCUGCUGGUCCGUCUACUCCCCGUAGGCACCAUCGAAAAUCGGCUUUUCAACCGCGCGACCCCAGCCUCACCCACUCUCCCCAGAAAAACUGGGUCGAUGAGAGCUCCUGGGAUUGGGCUUGGAAGGAGAGGAUGAGGGCUAGGGUGCAAGAUGCUUUCGAGCUCUGCAUAGUAAGGCUUGAUGGCGAUGAUGGUAUAUUCAAGCAGACUGGUGAGACAGGAACGGGACAGGAUGUGCCGUGGGCAAAAUCUUCGUAUAAAGCUACUGAAAGGAUUCCCAUGGAAGAAAGGGAACAAAAGGACGCUAGUUAUUCAGCCACCAAUUUUAUCGGCCAAAUCAUUGCGCAUGAGUCCAGUCCAUCUUGUUCACUAUCCGCAAUCGACGAGUUCGAAGCCACUCGGCCAGAGUCCAUUCUUGAUCCCACUGGUGAUGCAAAGGUUCAACCGUCCUCGUCGAGAGCCGCUACCAACCCUACGAGUUCUACGAACGAUCUCUUUUACACUCCCCCCGCUAGUAUCACUUCCGCUGCCAAGAAGGAAUCAUCCGUAGCUGAUGCGAUCGUGAAAGGCGGGGUACCUCUCAGCGCAUACGAAAAGCCUUCCGGAUGGAUGACCGAGUUUGGCGUCAAGGAGGAAAAAGCUCGAGAGACUCAGGACUGUGAAGGAAGUGACAAUGAGUCAACAGGUCUCCUUUCUGCUCAGACGAGUCCACGGGAGUCCAUGCUUUUCCGAGAAUGGUCUGGCUCAACUGCUUCUCAUCUUUCCCACAAAAUGUCCGGUGAUGUUUCUCAGCACUCUCACUCCACGACAUCUGGUACAGGAUCCGGAUCUGAUAAGACCUCUACAACAUCUAUCCGACAAAGUGCGUAUACUACUUCACAUCCUCAUGUUACGGAUUUGGCAAGAACAAGGUCAAGUAGUAUCACCAUGAUUAAAGAGAGUUUGAACGGCGUGGCACUUGCAGCUGCUAAUGGGAGCGCGGGACUUGUUAGAAGGGCAAGAAGUGGGACGAUGUUGAGUAACGGGACCAAAGGGAAGAGGUAUAACAAGAUUAGCGACGAUGAAGGGGGUGAGGAGUUGGCCAAUGAUGAACUUGUCACACCACGCUCCAAGCAUGACAAAACUAUGGGCCUUGGAGUACCGUUUGUGUAUCUGUCACCACAUGAUGACUAUAAUCACCAAGGCACGACAAGAAACGAUAUGACAUGACUUCAUCCUCAUCAUAUAAUGCGAUGAUCAACGAAAUUUAUUGUACAGAUGAAUACGCUCGAUUGAACUAAUCUGGAUAUAGCGUGGUUAAAACUGGACCUAUGAAGGCGAAGAACAAGCGCACAAGGCAAACGUACGUUAUAGUGGAUUCUGUGGAUUAUAUCAAAAUCUUUGCAAAAACUAGUCCGUCUUAUGAAUUGCGCAAUAAAUAACACAUUUCGCUUUACAAUACACUGUGUUAAUCUUUGGUUACAGCUUUUUGCUAAUCUUAUACAAUUGCUAUCAACUCCAGUCCAACUGCUCGCCGUAGUUCAAG
Molecule: messenger RNA, 4163 nt
Organism: Cryptococcus deneoformans JEC21
Lineage: Eukaryota; Fungi; Basidiomycota; Tremellomycetes; Tremellales; Cryptococcaceae
Exons: 6
Coding region: 641-3847 (1068 amino acids)
Source: RefSeq, a predicted model, not a curated record